UAGCAGAUUGGUGUCACAUGACUUGUUCAUGAGCACGUGUAAUUGACAGGGUAGUUCGUGGACAGGAGAGGGAGAGCGAGGCAGGAGAGAUAGAGAUAGAUGCUAGUGGGAGUUACCAGCGGAGGAUCGGCGGGGGAAUGGAGCGUACUUUUUGUUGAUUGAGGGGGACCUACCGUUUCUCCCGCGGCAGAAGCGGUAGUUCCCUCCCCAGGACAAGCAUCAGUUUCCAAAUGUAACUCCGGGUGGUGGACAUAUAUGGAUAUUUAUAGGUUAAACAAAGAAAUGUGUCUAGAACAUCACCAAGACAAUCCCGGAAAUAACAGACAUACCCUCAGCAGGUCACGUAGGCUACAUUGCUGGAAGCUUUGCGUUACUGAUAGAAACGUUUCAAGCUUCUGAAUACCAGAAAACAUUUCAAUCGAAGACAAAUGUGAAACCAUUUAAAGAAAAAUCAUGAAUGAAAGAGAAAUUGUGGCAAGGAGACUUUUUAAUAUGAAACUUCCCACAACUGUGGCACCGCUCCUCUCUCGCAGCCUAGGCAGUUGUGCUGCACUCUCGCUCUCGCACGGUGGCUCCCGUAAAAAAUGAGGCGAGGACGUGGGCUACGUGCGCAUCUAGCACUAGACGAGAUGAAAUGGAGAGCUUGGAACACACGGACCUUUUAAAUCAAAGCUCUUCCCACGGACACAACAGUUUUCCAGCCUCCGGCGAGAGAGUGAGAAACGGUGAACACAUAUUUGGAGCUGCCGAGUUUCAACCUUUCCAAACCAACAUGGGACUCAAUGGACUAAACGGCUACUGCCAGGGCAUAGCGCCGGUUGGGAGCGCCACGGCCGCGGAAUUACUGUCUGGUCUGGCUUCAAAAACAAGCACUUCCAGCAUCACGGUUUUAAAGAAACAGACGAAUACUGGGCUGCCGUUCUAUAACGGUGGGAUUGUGUCUCCGUUCGCAACCAUUGAGGGCAGCCACAGUGGUCCCAACGGUUACCCUCCGCAAGUGAAAGGGGUGGGGGAGACACCCAAUGGCCUUGCGCAACCCCUAGGCAGCAGAGCACGCCUUGUGGAGAAUGGGGACAGAACACAACAUGAGAAAUGCAUUCUUCUGGUGAAGAGGCCCAAUGGUGACCCGCAGGUCAAACAGCUGCACCAUCGGAAGCGGAGAGGUGAGGAGAACCGGGACAUGGGUUCUGAGACGCCCAAAGGUUGUGCCUUAUCAGUGGGUUCAGGUUUAGGUACUCUAGGUAUGAUGGCCUAUGGACCAGGUGAGUCGAUAACCCCGGACUGCAAACGGAGACGAGUGUCGGAGAGCGAAGUUCACAAAGCGGAGCCCUCCAAACCCGGCAAGGCUGUCCUCCCUCUUGCUGCCAACGGCGACAGCAGCAUCAACAAUAACCAUAGCAACCUCAACCACUGCGCCACCCCUCACCCCUCUUUGCCCGACCCUCACAACAACAAGCUGCACCACAAUGUACACAAGGUGAUGCUGCUGGGCCCCGGGGUUGUUCCAGGCCAGAUGUCCCCGGUGGAGGCCAACAGCAUCCAGUCUCUACCGUUACCGGCCGGGGUAGGCUGGUCGGCAGAGAGUAUCGCCCAGCAGUACAUCGUGCCCUGCCUGACUUCCUAUGGUAUCUGUGUGAAGGACAGUUUCCUGGGGCCACGGCUGGGUGAGUCGGUGCUGGGCGAGGUGGAGAGUCUGAACCGCAGCGGGAAGUUCCGGGGGGGUCAGCUGGUCAGCCAGAGGAGCAUCCCCUCACGGAAUAUCCGUGGAGACCAGAUCGCCUGGGUGGAGGGGCACGAGCCAGGUUGCGAGGGCAUCGCCAUGCUGAUGGCACACAUCGACGAGGCCGUGAUGCACAGCGCUGCCCACGGGCAGCUGGGGGACUGUGUCAUCAAUGGACGCACCAAGGCUAUGGUGGCCUGUUACCCAGGUAACGGCACAGGGUACAUCCGUCACGUGGACAACCCUAACGGUGACGGCCGCUGCAUCACCUGCAUUUACUAUCUCAACAAGAACUGGGAUGUCAAGGUUCAAGGAGGUUUGCUGCAGAUCUAUCCAGAGGGGAAGAGUGUGGUGGCCAACAUAGAACCGCUGUUUGACCGUCUGCUCAUCUUCUGGUCCGACCGCAGGAACCCACACGAGGUUAAGCCAGCCUACGCUACACGCUAUGCCAUCACUGUCUGGUACUUUGAUGCCAAGGAGCGGGCCGAGGCCAGAGAGAAGUACAAACUGGCUCUUUAUUGGUUGAGAGGAGAUACGGCAGCAUCUGAUUGGGCAGUUGAGGGAAAGAGGGCGGAGAUGGAACAGUGGACUCAGUUGGCGAAUGGAGCGAGGCAGGGUCAGACUGACUCAGGUGGCAUAAGCGCCAAAGAGGAUGAAAAUGACUCCUCUUCAUCAGAUAAUUCAAAAAUUAUUUAAAGACAAAAAACUGAAUGGACAGACUCUUGUUUUUGCCUUAUGAAUAAUCAGCGCUAUUAUAAUAUAAUCAGAAAGCAAUCUUCUCUGCUCUCGCAAACUUUUCAGCUCAGUCAAAAGGGGUAAUAUACAAUAGACAUUUCUCCAAUCAAAAAGCAGGCCUAAGGAGACAGGAGCACCAUCUGCGGCGUCGGAGGAAUACGAUUGCAUCUGUUUUUCAGGGGAAAAUGAAAAAGAGCUUUUGGACAUUAACAAGACGAUACUCCAUCUUAACUCCACCUUCACAUUUACUAGAUUGGUUCAACAGUGCAGAAGAGAACCUCGCCAUGUAGUUCUCUCAUCAGGUUAAGACAGUUAGGGAAAUGUGAUUGGAGGUCCUGACUUUCACACACAUCGUGACACAUCCAGUGUGUUGCCUCAGCUACGCCCAGCCAUCAGUCAACAACGCACCAUUAAAGAGGAAGUGACCUCACAGGAAAGGGUCUUUUACAUAUCACACAGUAGUGUGACAUUCAGCUAUCCCAGCAUUCAUGUUGUUGGAGACCCUGUUAGGGUAUCCACCUGCCACCAGUGUACAGAGAAGACUGAAGACUCUCUUUAUCGCAGAGAAACACGAAGACUCUUUAACUCAACUAGUCAACAGAAAAAAAAAUCAAUAAUGUUUGUUCAUGUGACAGUCAGUGAGAAAGGAGUGUGUAAUGUCAGAAAGCAAUGUAGUACAAUUCCAAGAGCGUGUUUUUGUUUGAACGUUUUUGAAGACGACACCUAAACAAAGGUGGGUCGAAGGCAGGUCGAAACAGGGUUUGCUGAAUGUUAUAGUGUGUGUGUGUGUGUGUGAAAAUGUACUGUACAAGCAACCCUGUUUACUAGUACCUUGGUGGUCCCAGUUGCACCUGUAAGACCCACCCCUCCCUAUACGGAGACUAGAGGCUGCAUCAGCACUAUCAUCACCUACAGUGCAUUCUGGUCAACUCAAACAUACAAUAGAUUGGACACAGUUCACCACAACAUCUGAAUCUAACCUAACCCAAACCCUCAGUCAACCUUGUUAUACUCCACAGAAGCAAAUGUUAAUGCACAGAAGGGUCUGUGUGAAACUACUGCAGUGUCUAACUAUACUUGUGGGGACUAGAAGUCUCCACAAGAAUGGUAAAUUAACAAAAAGUCUCCAAGAAUGGUAAAUAAACAAAUUUAACUGUGGACAUUUUAGUUUGUCUCCACAAGGAAAAAUUAUAUUUCUAUGGGGUUUAGGGUUAAGGAAAAUAUGAUUUUGAAUGGGAAUCAAUUGUACCCCCCAACAAGGUUAGUUAAAUGUGUGUGUGUGUGUGUCUGGCCUUGAAUGGGGAUGCGCUUGUGUGUGUGCGUGUGUGUGACAGACUGGGUAAGAGAGAAGUAGAAAUUGGACUUUUCAGAAAUGCUAUCUGUGAAUGAUCAGUGUAAAUUUAGAAACAAACUGCUUUUAUGCUGUGGAUAAUAUGGUUGAGAUGCAAUAGUGACUAAAACAAUGAGAACAAAAAAAUGUUGCCUCCAGUUUUUUCAGAAAUUUUGCAUUAUUGAAUUAAAACGUGUUUUUGUACAAGAA
This is a messenger RNA of Oncorhynchus tshawytscha (Chinook salmon), 3995 nucleotides long. RefSeq lists its product as uncharacterized. The record is from RefSeq and is a predicted model, not a curated record. Lineage: Eukaryota; Metazoa; Chordata; Actinopteri; Salmoniformes; Salmonidae. Gene Ontology annotation, cellular component: nucleus; cytoplasm. Gene Ontology annotation, biological process: peptidyl-proline hydroxylation to 4-hydroxy-L-proline; cellular response to hypoxia. Bases 635 to 2416 code for a protein of 593 amino acids. The transcript is spliced from 6 exons. Gene Ontology annotation, molecular function: L-ascorbic acid binding; ferrous iron binding; peptidyl-proline 4-dioxygenase activity.